Synchytrium microbalum is the source of this 801-nucleotide messenger RNA. RefSeq lists its product as uncharacterized. The transcript has 4 exons. Bases 1 to 801 code for a protein of 266 amino acids. Gene Ontology annotation, molecular function: NADH dehydrogenase (ubiquinone) activity. Lineage: Eukaryota; Fungi; Chytridiomycota; Chytridiomycetes; Synchytriales; Synchytriaceae. The record is from RefSeq and is a predicted model, not a curated record.
AUGGCCAGUCUUCAACGAUUGUUGCGGAGUCGCCCGCUGAUAGGAGCCAGUCAACAAUUCAUGCAAGGUCGAUUCCUUCACUCGACACGCAUCGCUGCUCAAGCAACUACAGCAGCAGACACAACAUCAGGCACUGCCAAACUCCAGGAAUACGGCAAAUUCAUCAUGUCCUGUCUCCCAAAAUAUAUUCAGCAGAUAUCCAUCUACAAGGACGAACUCACCCUAUUCGUGGCACCCUCAGCUCUAAUCCCAACAAUGACCUUCCUGCGCGACCACGCUGCUACCCAAUUCAAACAAUGCCAGGACGUAUGCGGGGUCGACUAUCCAACCCGCUCAAACAGAUUCGAGGUCGUAUACCAUCUCUUGUCUCUCCGCUACAACACCCGUAUCCGUGUAAAGACAUAUGCUUCGGAGGUAUCGCCCGUCCCAUCGGUAGUCGACUUGUUUCCAGGGGCUAACUGGUUUGAGAGGGAAGCGUGGGACAUGUAUGGCAUCUACUUUACUGGACACCCGGAUUUGAGACGUAUUUUGACGGAUUAUGGGUUUGAGGGGCAUCCAAUGAGGAAGGAUUUCCCAUUGACGGGUUAUGUCGAGGUUAGAUAUGAUGAUGAGAAGAAGAGGGUUGUUGCCGAGCCGUUGGAGCUUGCUCAGUCUUUUCGUGUCUUCGAUGUACAAUCACCUUGGGAACAAACAGGUUCCGGAACUCCAGUCCCUAAAAUAUUGCCAGAACCACCAAAAGCAGAUGUACCGCCACCACCACCAGCUGCAGGUGGUAGUGCUCCUCCUCCACCUAAAGCAUAA